AUGAAGUGGAGUCCAGUUUGCCUCAUGGCAGUGGCCAUGCUUAUCGGUCUAGGUGACGCUCAAUACCAGACUACCCAACCCCUUCCUCAGUGGCCUGCCCAUCCCCUUCCUCAGAGGCCUACCCAACCCCUUCCUCAGAGGCCUACCCAACCCCUUCCUCAGAGGCCUACCCAACCCCUUCCUCAGAGGCCUACCCAACCCCUUCCUCAGAGGCCUACCCAACCCCUUCCUCUGUGGCCUACCCAACCCCUUCCUCAGUGGCCUGCCCAACCCCUCCCUCAGUGGCCUACCCAACCUCUUCCUCAGAGGCCUGCCCAAACCCUUCCCCAGAGGCCUGCCCAACCACUCCCCGAGAGGCCAGCACAACCCCUUACUCAGAGGCCUGCCCAACCCCUUCCUCAGAGGCCUGCCCAACCCUCUCCUCAGUGGCCAGCCCAACCCCUUCCUCAGAGGCCCACCCAAACCCUUCCUCAGAGGCCAGACCAUCCCCUUCCUCAAAGGCCCGCCCAACCCCUUCCUCACUGGUCAACCCAACCCCUUCCUCAGUGGCCCACUCAAACAAAGCAGACCUGUGAUGUUGAGGGCAAUGACAAGGUGCAAUGUGGACUUCCUGACAUCACUGGUGCCAAAUGUGAGGCCAUAAACUGCUGUUUCGAUGGGCGUAUGUGCUUCUAUGGGAAAGCAGUGACUGUCCAGUGUACCAGGGAUGGACAGUUUGUGGUGGUGGUUGCCAGGGAUGCCACUUUGCCCAACCUGGAGCUAGAUUCUAUCAGCCUGCUGGGGGGGAACGAAGCACACUGCACCCCUGUCGGCAUCACUUCUGCUUUUGCCAUCUACCAAUUCAAAGUCACUGAAUGUGGAACUGUGGUAACGGAGGAACCUGGUACUAUUUUCUAUGAGAACAGGAUGUCCUCCUCAGUGGAGAUGGGACCCCUCGGCACCAUCACCAGGGAUAGCCAAUUUAAUCUAAUAUUCCAGUGCAUAUAUAGGGGCACCAUGAUUGAGGCUCUUGUGAUUGAGGUGAAGCAGGUGCCUCCCCCAAUUCUUCUUCCAGCUCCUGGACCCCUCAGAGUUGAGCUCAGACUGGCCAAUGGAAUAUGCCUCACCAAGGGAUGUAAGGAAGAGGAGGCGGCCUACACCUCUUACUACACGGAGGCAGACUACCCUGUCACCAAGUUCCUCAGGGAUCCCGUGUACGCUGAGGUUCACAUCCUGGAGAGGACAGAUCCCAACAUUGUGCUGACCCUGGGUCGCUGCUGGGCCACCACAAACCCCGACCCUCUCAGCUUACCCCAGUGGAACCUUAUCAUUUCUGGAUGUCCGUACAAGGAUGACCGUUACCUGACCAUGCCCAUCCCUGUGGAAGCCUCCUCUGGUCUGUCCUUCCCAACCCACUACAGGCGCUUUGUCCUCAAGAUGUUCACCUUUGUGGAUUCGACAUCUAUGUCUCCCCUGAGGGAGAGGAUGUUCAUCCAUUGUAAUACAGAUUUGUGCCAGCCAUACCAGGAAAAUUGGUACUGUGUACCAAGAUGCUUCAGAACGAGGAGACACAUUGCCAAUGCAGUUCAGAAGAUCACCAGAAGCGAGUCUACUUUGGUUUCCAGUGGCGAACUGAUCCUGACUCAAGCAAGCCCACCAACGAGAAUAUUGGUUGACUGAAUACCAGCACUUUGCAGGCCAUUGGCCAGUGGAUAAAUUGGUCCAAUUUGGGGUUGAUUUAAUGGAAUUAAAUUGUUCCCCAAAAGCCCCUGACCAAAUUUAUAUUUGGUGAGGCUGUUUUUCACACCUUUAGCGAAAUAUCUUGUAUGGAAGUCUAUGCAAUAUAAUGUUUACAGGCUGAUAAAGGAAUGUUGAGACAA
Molecule: messenger RNA, 1859 nt
Organism: Oncorhynchus kisutch (coho salmon)
Lineage: Eukaryota; Metazoa; Chordata; Actinopteri; Salmoniformes; Salmonidae
Product: zona pellucida sperm-binding protein 4-like
Exons: 11
Coding region: 1-1659 (552 amino acids)
Biological process (GO): prevention of polyspermy; binding of sperm to zona pellucida
Cellular component (GO): egg coat
Molecular function (GO): structural constituent of egg coat; acrosin binding
Source: RefSeq, a predicted model, not a curated record